This is a messenger RNA of Rosa rugosa (rugosa rose), 585 nucleotides long. RefSeq names its product agamous-like MADS-box protein AGL29. Bases 1 to 585 code for a protein of 194 amino acids. Gene Ontology annotation, biological process: positive regulation of transcription by RNA polymerase II. The transcript has a single exon. The record is from RefSeq and is a predicted model, not a curated record. Gene Ontology annotation, molecular function: RNA polymerase II cis-regulatory region sequence-specific DNA binding; DNA-binding transcription factor activity, RNA polymerase II-specific; protein dimerization activity. NCBI's taxonomy places the organism in Eukaryota, Viridiplantae, Streptophyta, Magnoliopsida, Rosales, Rosaceae.
AUGGAAGGCAGGAAGACCAGAGGACGGCAGAAGAUUGAAAUAAAGAAAAUUGCAAAUGCAGACGAUCGCCAUGUCACUUUUUCAAAGAGGAGAUCUGGCAUUUACAAAAAGUGCAACGAGCUAGCAACCCUAUGCGGUGCAGAGGUUGGUGUCGUGGUGUUCUCCGAAUCUGAGAAACCAUUCUCGUACGGUAACCCCUCUAUCGAAUCCAUAGCUGACCGAUUCUUAAACCUCCAGCCUCCUCAAGAAAAUAGCGAUGACAGGAUCGCUGGUUCUCUUGUGGGAGCAUACAAGCGUGCAAGAUACAUGGAGAUACUGAACAAGCACAAUGAGUUAGAAGACAAGCUCAGGGAUGAACAGCUUCGAGAGAAAGUACUUCUGCAGAAAGAAAGAGCAAGAGCAAGUGCAGAGCAAGAAGGCCUCGGCUGGUGGCAGCGUCCUAUUAAGGAGCUAGACUCGGAGGAACUAAAACAAAUGUAUGCUUCCUUCCAGAACCUCCACAAUAGUCUCUCUAAUCAUCUGGUUCAUCUCAAUGUUGCCACCCAUAAUGUUAAUAAUAAUAACAAUAUUAUUAACAUGCAAUAA